Medicago truncatula (barrel medic) is the source of this 1549-nucleotide messenger RNA. RefSeq names its product beta-1,4-mannosyl-glycoprotein 4-beta-N-acetylglucosaminyltransferase. Gene Ontology annotation, biological process: N-acetylglucosamine metabolic process. Gene Ontology annotation, cellular component: membrane. The record is from RefSeq and is a predicted model, not a curated record. Gene Ontology annotation, molecular function: beta-1,4-mannosylglycoprotein 4-beta-N-acetylglucosaminyltransferase activity. The transcript has 2 exons. NCBI's taxonomy places the organism in Eukaryota, Viridiplantae, Streptophyta, Magnoliopsida, Fabales, Fabaceae. Bases 289 to 1380 code for a protein of 363 amino acids.
AUAAUAAUUUGACUUAUUGUUAUGGUGAUUUGAUAAUGUUGGUUCUUUCUUUCUAGUUGAAGAGAUGAAAAACAGUAUCCUAAAUUGAUAGAUUUUCAACUACCUAGUUUCUCUCUUUACCACUCACUCUAACUACUUUCUAUUUCUAUUCUGUCGCUCCUAAUUCAAUGGAUUUUCUUCACCCAUUCUUGACUUCCCCAAACCUCUCCUAGGUAAGGUGACCAUGAUCUUUCCAAUAGUUGAAUUGGGGGAAUCGAUUAGAAUUAUUAAACAUUUUCCCUUCAAGGCAUGACUCUCCGACCACGCCUCACUUCUAGACGAAAAUUUCCCAAAAAGUUCCUUUGUAUCUUACUUUUGUUACUUGUGGCAAUUUGUGUAAUAGGAAUUUUUAUCCACGGCCAAAAGGUUUCCUAUUUCUUCCGACCACUUUGGGACAACCCCCCUGCCCCCUUUACAAGCAUACCUCACUAUUAUGCCGAAAAUGUCUCUAUGGACCACCUUUGCCACCUUCAUGGCUGGUCCCUUCGCUCCCAACCCCGCCGCAUUUACGAUGCAAUUAUCUUCAGCAAUGAGUUAGACUUGCUAGAGAUUAGAUGGCAUGAACUUUAUCCAUACGUGUCAAAAUUUGUGAUCCUCGAGUCCAAUACCACAUUCACAGGCAUUCCAAAACCUCUUUUCUUUGCCAUAAACCAGGAAAGAUUUGCAUUUGCAAAACAAAAAGUUGUCCAUGACUUGUAUCCCGGUCGAGUUGCAGUCCAUGGAUCAAAUGAGGACCCGUUUGUGCUCGAAUCAAGACAACGCGGGGCCAUGAAUACACUGUUACGCCGUGCUGGGAUUUCCAACGGUGAUAUUCUUCUAAUGUCGGAUACUGAUGAGAUUCCAAGUCCUCAUACUUUGAAACUUCUUCAGUGGUGUGAUGGAAUUCCUCCCAUAAUGCAUCUUGAGUUGAGAAACUACAUGUAUUCAUUCGAGUUCCCUGUGGACUACAGCAGCUGGCGAGCCACAGCCCAUGUCUACGGUCCCCGGUCUAAUUACCGGCAUUCGCGCCAGACCGAUGUAAUCUUCUCAGACGCAGGAUGGCAUUGUAGUUUUUGCUUUCGGUAUAUUUCAGAGUUUGUUUUCAAAAUGACUGCUUAUAGCCACGCAGACCGUGUGAAACGGAGAUCUUUCCUUAGUCAUUCAAGAAUUCAAGACCUUAUUUGCAAGGGAGAUGAUCUUUUUGACAUGCUGCCUGAAGAAUACUCGUUUCAGGAGUUGAUUAAAAAGAUGGGGUCAAUACCUCGUUCAGCUUCUGCGGUUCAUCUUCCUGCUUACUUGAUAGAAAAUGCAGAUAAAUUUAAGUUCCUUCUUCCUGGAGGAUGUUUAAGAAAACCAGAAUGAGUGUUUUUUGUAUUAUAUUUUUUUAGCUUUUAGCACGGUAACACUUAGCUUAGUUUUCUCCAUUCUAGCUUCAGCAUAUAGAACUUUAGCUUUUAUCAUUUUGUACAUGAAGCAGCAGGUAUAAAUUGCAAGAAAUAACAGUUUUGAUAGCAGUAAAACUCAUCCCCUA